AUGUCGGUGGAGAGCCAGAACCGUGACCUUGGUCAGGAGAAGUGGAGGCUUAAGCUAUGGGCGGCGGCCCGGCAGAGGCUGGAGCCCUGUGAUGAUGACUAUGAAGAUGAUGAUGAUGAUGCUAUGUUAACGGGCGAUGGCGCAGAUGCUCUGAGAGCAGAGAGGCAGUUUCUUUCUCCAAGCCUCACCCUCACUCUCACCAAUCAGAGUCCACUCUUCAGUUGUCGUCCCGCCGCUCUGGAGCGGGUUGAGUGGACACAGAACCAGUCAGCAGUCAGAGCCGUGUUUCCUCAGUGUGGACCUGACAAACAGCAGUCCAAGACAGAACUGUGGGCUGCCAUGGCACAAUCCACAAGAGACUCGAUCAAAGACAUUCUGAGAACAACGCUGGACAAUCUCGGCCAGAAGAAGUUGAAUCGUUUCAAGAGAUUGUUACACGAAUAUAGUCAACAAAUGAAAUCCGGGGCACAUGUAAUCCCCUGGGGCAAGCUUGAGAACACUGAUGAAUUUGAAACAGUAAAUUUAAUAGUUCAAGUAUACACAGAGGCGUGUUCAGGAAGGGUAGUUGUUAACGUCUUAAAAAAGAUGAAACUGAACCAGAUGGCUGAAGAUUUGGAGAAGGAACUAAAUACAGAGACUCCUGUAUCUGCCAGCCCAGAAAUGUACAGGCCUAGAAAACUAAUGCCUGAUGAAUUGGAGAAGCCAAAUGCCGAGACUUCUGUAUCUUCCAGCACAGAAACAUGCAGGCCUAGAAUCCAGACGGAUACAGAGUUGGAGAAUAAACUAAAUGAAGACUCUGCGGCAUCUUCGCACCCAGAUACAUAUAGACCCAGCAGAAUGAACCAGAUGGCUUUGGACUCAGGUAGGAAUCAGCAUGCCCAGAUUAAUGCACACUCGAUAUGACUUCAGCCAAGGGGCCCCCACCUA
Messenger RNA from Engraulis encrasicolus (European anchovy), 927 nucleotides. RefSeq lists its product as uncharacterized. The transcript is spliced from 7 exons. NCBI's taxonomy places the organism in Eukaryota, Metazoa, Chordata, Actinopteri, Clupeiformes, Engraulidae. The coding region runs from base 1 to 903 and encodes 300 amino acids. The record is from RefSeq and is a predicted model, not a curated record.